AUGGACACUGCUCCCGCACCACCUAGGCGUGUGUCGCGCAAGUUGCAAAUGAGACAGAAGAGCACCACUCUACUUGGUGCUGACGACAAGGUUGGAAGCGGCGAUUCGAAGAUACUCUACAACCUGCUCGAGCCCGAAGCUACCAAGGUAGCGUUUCAGGACUUGUUCACCGAAGUCCACUGGCAGCGCAUGUACCAUGCUGCUGGCGAGGUGCCACGACUAGUAUGCUGCCAAGGCGACAUCGAUGAUGCGGAUGGUAGCAUGCCUGUAUACCGACAUCCCUCAGAUCAAUCGCUCCCUCUCCUCCGCUGGAGUCCGACCGUCACCAAGAUCCGAGAGAAAGCUGAAGAAAGAGUUGGACAUAAGUUGAAUCAUGCUUUGAUACAGCUGUACCGAAGCGGGCAAGACCACAUCUCUGAGCACUCGGACAAGACACUGGACAUCCUGCAUGGUAGCAAGAUCGUCAAUGUUUCGCUCGGUGCUCAACGCACUAUGAGGCUCCGCACUAAGCGUCCCACUACCUCGCAGGAUUCAGGAUUGAUUUCUGACAAACAGAGAGUUGGCCAUGCAGCCCUCACAGCCGAUGUGCAGAUGAAACCGGAAGACGACCGCUCUCGUGUCACACAACGCAUCCCUAUGCCCCACAACAGCAUGUUCGUUAUGGGUCUGGAGACAAAUGGAUCUUGGCUGCAUGGCAUUAUGCCGGACAAGCGUCCAGCUGUAGAACACAUCCCUGCCGAGUCGGCCUAUGGCAACAUGCGCAUCUCGAUUACCUUUCGGCUUAUUGGCACCUUCCUAUCAGCCGACUCGAAACUUAUCUGGGGUCAGGGUGCUGUUGCGAAAGAAAAGUCACAAGCGAGACCAACCAUCAAUGGACACCCCGAGGAAAGUCAGAAACUUAUUAACGCGUUCGGAGUCGAGAAUCAAGUUACAGCUCCCGAAUGGAACAGCAUCUAUGGAACAGGCUUCGAUGUGCUGCACCUCAAGUCCGAGCUGCCCGAACACGAAAAGCCCAUGCUGUUUCUGUCUGGCGACGAGACUACAGAUGCUGCUGUUACAGCUCAUCUCUCCGAGCUCAACGUCGAUGUCGAGACCAUCCCACCUCCGAUGGAGCAGUUGAACGAUGGCCUUACAGAUGCAAAUGGGGACCCUUUGACCGUGACAGUGGCGCACCAACGUAUCAUAUGCUUUAGGCAAGCAGGAGGUAUGCACGUUGAGGUACAAGGCAAGAAUGCCAUCAUAAAGUUCUUGGAGGAACGUUAUAUGGCGAACAAAAGACCGCAGGUCUAA
This is a messenger RNA of Aureobasidium uvarum, 1290 nucleotides long. NCBI's taxonomy places the organism in Eukaryota, Fungi, Ascomycota, Dothideomycetes, Dothideales, Saccotheciaceae. The record is from the annotation of a GenBank genome assembly.